Molecule: messenger RNA, 918 nt
Organism: Puntigrus tetrazona (Sumatra barb)
Lineage: Eukaryota; Metazoa; Chordata; Actinopteri; Cypriniformes; Cyprinidae
Product: membrane-spanning 4-domains subfamily A member 4A-like
Exons: 7
Coding region: 117-740 (207 amino acids)
Cellular component (GO): membrane
Source: RefSeq, a predicted model, not a curated record
AGAUGAUGUACCACAAGCUUCUCCUUGAACCGCUCUUUACAGUCCACUCUCAAAGAUACACCAGAAGAACGACAUCUACAUCAACUCAGCUCAUUUCAUUUCAGGUGAAAACGUGAAUGCCAAGAAUGGAAAGCAACAAGGUCAUGUCAACUGAGAAAGCUACAGUUAUCGUCCAAGUAAAGCCACACGUGAAAGAUAAUCUUAUUUCUGAUGAAAAUCAGCAGGCCUUUGGAGCAUAUCACAAUGCCAAUCUUAAAACAUUUUUAAGAUCACAAACAAAGGCACUAGGGACUGUCCAGAUUAAGAUUGGAGUGGUGUUUUUCUUGUUUGGUAUCGUGUGCAGCUUCAGUACCUUCGAAACACCAAUUUUUAUCUUCAGUGGCAUCAGCUACUGGGGAUCCGUUAUCUACAUCAGCGCUGGCUCUCUGUCUGUUGUCGCGCAGGAUAAACUUCAUCUGUGUGUGGUGAAAGCCUCUCUUGGAAUGAAUGUGAUCAGUUCCGUAACUGCAGUGGUUGCCAUUUUUCUGAUGACCUCAGAUAUAUAUCUACUUUCAGUACACUCUCACAAAAAAUGUAAGAGCUAUGAAAUCUUGAUAUUCGGAGCAUUGCUGGUGUUCUCCUUCCUUCAGUUUAUCAUCUCCAUCUUCAUCUCAGGAUUUGCCUGCAAAGCCACCUGCAACACAGACUCUACAGUGGUCAAUGUGGGACUAAACCGGGUAAGAAAUGCUGAGUCAAAGUGAGAAGAUCCUGAUCUCCAAAUAUCGCAAGGAGCUAAUAACUCAUAUUGUUGCUUCUGAUAACUCAAGCCAGUUUUGCAAAUGUAUAAUCAUUUUCUUCAUCAUGUCAUUUAGGAGUCAUGUCGUUUGUGGUCAAAACAGAAUGGAAGCUGUGUAGUUAAAUAAAAUAAAAUAAAAUAAA